Drosophila mojavensis is the source of this 7017-nucleotide messenger RNA. It is a transcript of the gene ssp3, whose product is annotated as S phase cyclin A-associated protein in the endoplasmic reticulum. Bases 615 to 6341 code for a protein of 1908 amino acids. The transcript is spliced from 12 exons. The record is from RefSeq and is a predicted model, not a curated record. Lineage: Eukaryota; Metazoa; Arthropoda; Insecta; Diptera; Drosophilidae.
GAUACAAAGACAGGGACAGCUGAUUUCGUUUGGCAUGCAAUUCGACGUCCGUGCUGAGAUUUAAAAUUAUUUUUAGUUUAUAAUAAAGACACCUGCGUAACAGUAGCAACAGCUGAACAUUCAAAACAAUUUAGUAGCUCUAGUAGCCUGCGUGUGUCUAGACAAAAAGCAUAAGCGUGUGUAUUGCGCAAAAAUGUUAGAAGCUGUCAUUGCGAAAUUCUCAGCAGCAGCGGCAGCAGCAGACACAACAGCAGCAGCAGCAACAACAACAGCAGCAGCUACAAAAGCAACAACAACGGCGGCCGUUAAAAGACAGUAAAAUAUAAAAAUCACAUAAGUGUGCAGCAAAUUGCAUAGCCAUCAAUUGAGAUUGUUACAAAUAGCAAACAUUUUGUGCAUGGAGCAACAGCAGCUGCGAAUCGCAAACGAAUUUAACUGUUGAAAUAGGAACAAACAGAAAGGUGUGCGAACAGCUGCGUUUUUUGGGAGACUGGCGUAGGCGUUGACGUUGGCGUUGGCGCUGGCGUAGGCAGCGGGCUAAAACAGCGUGCGCACUUACACACACACACAAAGCGCGUAUAUCAAAAGCAUAACAAACGUAUCAGAAGAAGACUAUGGAAAUGCGAGAGGUUUUAAGUCGUGAGGGACGCGAGGCGAAGAAUUUGCUUGUCUACCAGUUUUGCGAUGAGACAACCGCAAGCGGCGUCGGCGUCGGCGCUGGCAGAGAUGGCGCUGUAGUCAAUGGAGACUGUUAUCCGACGCCCACAAGCCGCAAGCCGCCAAUGGCGCCGCCGAAAUCGCCAAAUGGCAUGCAAACGCCCAAACACUGCCAAUCGCCGACGACGACGGGGGCGGCAACACGAUCGAAGCCGGGCAGCGCCGGUCUGGCCGGCUCCAGUGGACCGCGUGUGCGCAGCGCCUCGACCGGACGGGACAAGAAGUCGGAGCUGCAGGCGCGCUACUGGGCGUUGCUCUUCGGGAAUCUGCAGCGCGCGGUGAACGAGAUCUAUCAGACUGUUGAGUGCUACGAGAACAUAUCCAGCUGCCAGGAGGCGAUCCUUGUGCUGGAGAACUAUGUGCGCGACUUCAAGGCGCUCAGCGAGUGGUUCAAGGUCAGCUGGGACUACGAGUCGCGCCCGGUGCAGCAGCGCCCCCACAGCCUCGCCUGGGAGGUGCGCAAGAGCAAUCCCACGCCGCGCGUGCGCACCAAGAGCCUCUGCAGUCCCACAACCUCGGGCAAGUCCAGUCCGGCGCUCUUCCCCUGCAACUCGGGCAAGACGUCGCCCUGCUGCGAUGGUCACGUGACGCCGAAGAAGCUGCUGCGCGCCUGCGACCCGUUGCCGCGCGGCGCAAUGCGUGUGAAUGUCCGCGAAUUGUUCUCCUCCAAUAAGCCACGCAAUGCACGCGGCUCACCCAACUCGGAUGUGCAGGAGGUGCAAGAGAUGCAAGAGGUGCAAGAGGUGCAUGAGCUGCAGACUCCGCAGUUGGAGCUGCAGACUCCGCAAUUGGAGCUGCAGACUCCGCACUUGGAGCUGCAGACCCCGCAGUUGGAGCUGCAGACUCCGCAAUUGGAUCUGUCUGACGACAAGUCGUAUGUGGAGUUGAAUACACAAUAUUCCCAGACGGAUCUGGAAGAUCCGCACUUGACGCUCGCCGAUGUGCGCGAGAAGAUGGCCAGGGAGAAGGAGGAGCGGGAGGCUGCGGAAAGGGAGAAGGCGGAACGGGAGCUGGCUGAAAGAGAGGCAGUUGCCAAGGAAAAGGCUGAGCAGGAGGCGGCUGAGCAGGAGGCGGCUGAGCAGGAGGCGGCUGAGCAGGAGGCGGCUGAGCAGGAGGCGGCUGAGCAGGAGCGAAAAGUGACUGAAGCGGAAGCCGCUGUGAAGCAGCUGGCGGGUUUGCCAGCAGCUCAGCCAGCAAUUCAGUCAGCAAUUCAGCCAGCAAUUCAGCCUGCAGCUUAUGCAGAAUCUCAGCAGCCAGCCGUAAACGUUCCCUUACCCGAGCACGUCCCACAGCCGCCACUAGCGCCUGCCGCAACACCCUUGGCUGUCGUCGAGCCCACGGCAGUGCAGUUGACUGUCUGCCGCUUGGAUGCCAUGGAGAAUGUGUUGCUGCAUGCGCAGGCCAACAAGCAGCCCACGCCGCCCAACACAUUGCUCAAGCCCGUGGCUGCCCUGCCCGAGAGGAGGCAGCCGGAGAAGCUGCAGCAGCUGAGCAAUGCGCCAGCCAUGCAGAAUAGUCCCUUGAAAUACUCGAGUGUGCUGAAUCGUCCAGCUGCCAUGCGUGGCAGCAAUCCCAAGGCAAAUGUGCCGCCCAUGUCAGCAGCUGCCGCAAAUAGUAAAUUGGUUAACAGCAAGCCGGGCGCUAAGGCAGCGGCGCCGCUCAACGGGCUGCGUCGCAGCGGCAACAACAACGCCAACAACAACAAUGCGAAGCCGUUUGUGACGCGCAGCGCUCGCCUGGCUGCUGCUCAGCCACCGCCGCGUCCUGCCAGCAAAGCGGAGUGCUAUGGACCGCCCAACAAUGUGGCCACUCGACUCUCGGCUCGUUCGCGCACGAUGCUGGACAUGAAUGGGAAUGCAGUUGGCGCGGCUGCAGCUGCAGCUGUGAUGCCCCGGCCAAGUCUGUCCAGGCGCGUGGGCUCACAGCUGAACGUGACUGGUGCGAGUGGUGCAUCGAAUCCUAAUCUGGGCAAGCGUGCGAGUGCGCCCACCGUGCGUCUGAGCUCGCGCGAGGACAUAGCCAGCUCCACGUCGACGCUGAAGGCCAGCAACGAACAGCUGAGCAGCUCGAGGAGCACACUGAAGCUGGAGGAGCGACACUCGGAGCCCAAGCAGCUGAUGGAUGCCAACGAUGGCUGGCACACGGUCAAGAAUCGCCGACGCACGAGCAUGCACUGGUCGAAUCGCUUCAAUCAGCCCACGGGCUAUGCCAGUCUGCCCACCCUGGCGCUGCUGAACGAGCAGAAGGAGGAGAAGGACAAGCAGCAGCGAGAGAAAGCCGCAGCAGCAGCAGCAGCUGCAGCUGCCAGUAAAGCUGGCCAAGCCAGCGGCAAGCCAAAGGCAACAGCAGCUGAGACCAAAGCAAAGGCCGGCCAGAAGGCGGCCAAGGUGAUGGCGCCACCGGCGUCCAGGCCAGAGAUCAAGAAUGCCAAAGCCAAGGUUAACUCUUUCCCGGCACAGCGAGCAGGAGCCCAAAUAAAAAAGCAGGACAAUCAGCAGGAGAAGCACAAGGACAAGGAGCUAGAAAAGAGCAAAGAAAACGACAAGGACAAAGAGAAGGAGAAGGGCAAGGACAAGGAAAAUGAGAAAGACAAAGAGAAGGAGAAGGAGAAGGAGAAAUCGAAGCCAGCAACUGCCUUGACUCGCAGCAGCAGCAAUUUCACUCAGAAUAAUACAGCAUCUGCAGCAAAUGCUCGCGCCACCAUUAUCAAGCGACAGAAAUCAGAUCUCACUGGACUUAAGAUGACCUCGCUGCACAAGGAAUACAUGCGCAGCGAGAAGAACGCGCUGCGCAAACAGCAGAAGGAGCAGCAGGAGCAGAGCAAAGGAAACAAUGCCCAAGCCACUGAUAAUGAGAGUAAUAACGAUGAUCACAACAAGAUCGACAUCAAAAUCCAGACGAACUGUGAGUUCUCCAAGACCAUUGGCGAGCUAUACGAGAGCAUCGCUCGCUGCAAGCUGCCAAAUGGCUGUGUGAAGCCCAAUGCCAGCCUGCUGGCGGCCUGCGAUGAGAUCGAGGAGCAAACGGCCGAGGAUGUGGAGGAGGAGCGCAACGAGCGCAUCCUCGUGGAGGUGCAGGAGUCGCUGGAGCGUCAAAUACGCGAGCUGGAGAGCACUGAGAUCGAUGUGGACACCGAAACGGAUGAAACGGAUGGGGAGGUACAGCUGGAGGAGCAGGACGACAGUACGGAUCAGGCGCUCGACGAUGCCGUCGUCUUUGUCACAAUGAGCGACGACGAGAAUGCGAGCUUGGAGCUGCGCUAUCAGGCCCUGCUCUCGGAUAUGUCCUGGAACGAGCGGGCCGAGGCGCUGGCCACUCUUCAGGCCUAUGUGGCUCGCCAUCCCGGUCGUGCGCAGGAGCUGCAUCAGAAACUGUCGUCGCCAUCGCGUCGUCGCUCGCUGCAGGAGACGCUGAAGAAGUAUCAGGCCAAGCAGGCCAGGGCACAGCAGAAGCGGGCGCUGCUGCAGCAGGAGAAGGCAGCGAAGCUGCAACAGCUCUUCGUGCGUGUGGAGGAUGUGAAGGCGGCCAAGAAGCAGCUGAUCGAGGAUAAGCGACUGAAGAUGGAGGGACGACUGCAGCGGGCUGCCGAGAAUCGGGAGCUCUACCUACGCCAGAUCAUCGAGAAGGCGCACGACGAGGACAAAAAGCUGAAGGAGAUUAACUUCAUCAAGAAUAUCGAAGCGCAGAAUAAGCGCCUGGACCUGCUCGAGGCCUUCAAGGAGACCGAAGGUCGGCUGCAGGAUCUGGAGCAGGAGCGCCAGAAGCGUGUCGAGGAGAAGGCCGCCAAGGAGGCUGCGGUGGAGCGACGUCGCCAGGCAUUGGAAAAGGAGCGACUGCUCAAGCUGGAGAAGAUGAACGAGACGCGGCUGGAGAAGGAGCAGCGCAUUGGCAAAAUGCAGGAGCAGAAGGAGCGCCAACGCCAAGCGCUGGCACGCGAGAAGGCGCGCGACCGCGAGGAGCGCCUGCUCGCCCUCCAGGUGCAGCAGCAACAGACCACCGAGGAGCUGCAGCGCAAGAUCCAGCAGAAGCAGCUGGAGUCGGCGCGCCGGCACGAGGAGAACAUCGAACACAUUCGCCAGCGGGCACUGGAGCUGACCCUGCCCAGCACACGGCAGCAGGACGAGGCGCGUGGCGACGAGGAGCCGGAGCUGCUCAACGGCAACACCACCAGCACCACCAACGAGGACUGCGAUAUGUCCUCCACCCUGUCUGAUAUUGGCGGCGUCGCCGGCAGUCGGGAGCAUUCGCGCAGCUACAAGAAGAAGAUGAAGAAGCUCAAGCAGCGCAUGAAUCAAUGUGCUGCCGACUAUCUCGCCACUUUGGAGCCUCUGCCCGCCCAUGUGAAGCGGGACAGCAGCGUGCCCAAGCUCUUGAAUCUGGUGAUGAAGGGCGGCGGUAAUCAGGGUCUAGAUCGCACGCUGGGCAAUCUGUUGCGUGUGAUUCCGAAGGCGCAGACCUAUGACUUCCAGGCGUUCCUCAACAUGGACGGUCUGGGCGUGCUGACCAACUAUGUGAUUAGCAAGGGCCUGGAGGAAAAUUCCGAGAUCUCCAAGAAAUCCGUCACACUUGCCGUCCAGCUUUAUCGGAAUGCGUGCUCCGUUUGUCCACAGAUAGCGCGUCAUGCGCUGUUGGGCAACUCCAUUGCGACGCUCUUCGAUGCCAUCAGCAAAAGUUUCCAGUUACCCGAAGAAAAAUCACCACAACAUCCGGUCGAGUUAUCCACGGAGCUAAUGCUGGCAUGCACCGAGGCGCUAUCAUCGAGCUAUGUGAAGAAAAACACCCACCCUAAAGUACCGGAACGCCUACCGGAUAUGAUAAACUAUGCCGUAAUCACUGGACUAAUUGGAAUGCUGUCGCGCCGUUGCAUGAAGGUGCGCGAGUCCAUUGAGCAGAACCAGAGCGUCAUGUUGAGCCUGUUGACCACGCUGGGCUUCCUCACCCGCUUCAUUGAUGUUUGUGCGCCCGGUCCUGGCGAUCCGACACGUCUGCUCAGCGCUGCCAAGUCCACCGAGCUCUUCGGCACCGUGGCCAUGCUCUCCGGCUGCGUGGUGCCCAUAGGUGAAUGCAUUCCGCCGCGCACGACCGCCUUGGCGGCAUCGACUUUUAAUCUUUUCGUCUCGCUGGCUUCGGUGGACUCGAACACUUUUCAGGAGGUGCUGUCCGUGGAGGGUCCUUUGUCGCUGAAGCUGCUGGACGUGAUGAGCCUGAUACUUAAAUAUAGCGUAAAUCAACCAACUGCCAAUGCGAGGGCCGAGAGCUCAACGAUGCUCAUCGAUUUGAUCGCAACCCUGGCGUUCUUCAGCGUGAACAAUCGACGGCAUCAGGAGCUGUUGAUAUCGGAGCCAUUUGCGGUGAUCUUCAAGAAUUUGUCCAAGCUGCCGACACAGUUUAAUCCGGUCAUUUAUCCAUUUUUGGUGACCAUGUGCUACAACAAUGCCCCGGCCAGGCAGGUCAUAUCACGCGACUUUGAUCUAGGGUUCCUCGAUGAAUACAGCAGAUCGGAUGCGGCCAAGCGCAAUCGCUUAAUACAAAUGAUGCAUGACAAGGGCAACAACAGCAACAGCAACAGCAGCAGCAACAAAAACAGCAACAGCAACAGCAACAACAACAACCAGCAAAAGUAGAGCCUUUGCUCUCUGCCAUCUCACUCAGUGUCUCUGUGUCUGCCCUCAAGUGAUAAUAUUUUCAAAGAAAAACAACUCGAAACAUUCGAAACAAGUGGAUGAAAAACUGCUUGGAAAAUGCUAAAGGAUUUACACAUAUUUUUACAAUAAUUUAUAAUCAAUUGAUAUCUCUCUGUAGAUAUAUCUAUAUAUAUAUACAACGUAUAUAUGGUAUGCUAGUUAUAUAACACACUCACACACAUACACUCAUAUAUCGCUCAUCACAUUCACAUUCACAAAACAACAAAAACUCGCUUAGUUUUAUUACAAUUCGUAAUGUAAUUUAUGUUAGUUUAAAGCAAAUGAAAAAGAAGUAUUAAUACAUUCAUCUUAAUUUACACACACACACGCGCACUCACACAAACACACACACUCACAUAAAUUUUGGCCACGCACCUUUUGCAAAAUUCUCAGUUCUUGCUUUUGCUUGUUAAUAAUUUGAAAUAUUUUCUGUUAAUUUUUCCCCUCCAAUUAAUUUGUAUUUGAACUUGUAUUAAUUCAUGAAAGGCAAACUAAUGUCAUUUUGUUUUCGUUCUGCGGUUUUGAGAGCCUCCUACAACCAUCCAAAUUUUAUUUUGUUCCAACAACAUUUUGUAAUUCAUAUAUAAUAAAGAAAUUUGUGAAAACUCUUUAUAAA